This is a messenger RNA of Impatiens glandulifera, 3220 nucleotides long. Its product is annotated as ubiquitin carboxyl-terminal hydrolase 8. The transcript is spliced from 14 exons. Gene Ontology annotation, biological process: protein deubiquitination. The coding region runs from base 212 to 2911 and encodes 899 amino acids. Gene Ontology annotation, molecular function: cysteine-type deubiquitinase activity. The record is from RefSeq and is a predicted model, not a curated record. NCBI's taxonomy places the organism in Eukaryota, Viridiplantae, Streptophyta, Magnoliopsida, Ericales, Balsaminaceae.
UUUUUAACCUGCGAAUCCUCUUCACGUAAAGCUCCACUUGUUUCUCUGCAAAUCCGUCAAUCUCUCUCUCUUUGUCUCUCAUCUCUUCUUCUUCUUCUUCAUCUUCUUCUUCUCUCUUUCUGCAAAUGAACUACAUUCCUGCAACUCUUUUCCACCAUCUUUGAAUAUCCAAGGACCUUCUUCUCCGUAUCUUGAAUCCCCCUCCACUCUCAUGGAUGAUCUACCGGAAGAUUCCGCAACCGAAUCUUCUCACCAAUGUUCCGUUUCAGACGACGUUGACAACCAGCGAGUCUACUUGGUUCCUUACAGGUGGUGGAAGGAGGCGCAGGAAUCUCCUUCAUCAGUUGAUUUGGAUGGGGGGGUGUCAAGGGUUCUGUACACGGCUUCGCAAACUUCAUCUUAUGGACCAAUGAAGAUAAUUAAUAAUAUAUUUAAUUCGGAUCUUGCGUUUAAUCUUAGGAGGGAGAAUGAAUCUUUGCAGAAUAAUGAGAAUAGUGAAGUUGGGGUUUCAGGUCGGGAUUAUGCUUUAGUUACUGGAGAUAUGUGGGUACAGGCUCUAAAAUGGCACAUUGAUUCUAAGGCUGCUAGCAAAAACGGUAGAAGUUUUUCAAUUGCAGAAGAUGAUAUUACAGAUGUAUAUCCUUUGCAACUAAAGCUUUCUUUAUCAAGGGAAACAGAAUCGUUGAUAGUAAAAAUAAGCAAAAAGGACAACACUACUGAGCGGUUCAGAAGAGCCUGCAAGAUUUUCUGUGUUGAAUCUGAAUUAUUACGCAUUUGGGAUUUUGCUGGGAGGACAAAUCAUAUUUUCUCCGAUGACAAAAGUAAGUUGGGGAAAGAGAGUCCAAGACAGUCAGAACAAGAGAUUCUUCUUGAGCUGCAAGUUUAUGGGUUAUCAGAUUUUAACAAAGGACGAGAUGCAAAGAAAGAUGAGGCAGAACAAAGUUCUACUGGAAAUUCGUUGAAGAUGAAUGGUUAUUCUGUGAAUUACAGCUUCCCUCGUGGUAAUGGCUCAGUUAAUAGUGAAGCUGGAUCCUUAGGGUUGACAGGAUUGCAAAACCUUGGUAAUACUUGCUUCAUGAACAGCGCGCUUCAGUGUUUAGCACACACACCGAAAGUUGUUGACUACUUCCUUGGAGAUUACAAUAAAGAGAUUAAUCAUGAGAACCCACUGGGAAUGGAUGGUGAGAUUGCUCUUGCGUUCGGAGACUUAUUAAGGAAACUAUGGGCCCCUGGAGCAACACCUGUACCACCAAGGCUGUUCAAAUCAAAACUUGCCCGCUUUGCUCCACAGUUUAGUGGCUUCAACCAACAUGAUUCCCAGGAACUUCUCGCUUUUCUAUUAGACGGGCUUCAUGAAGAUGUGAACCGUGUAAAAUGCAAACCAUAUGUGGAAGCCAAGGAUGGAGAUGGACGGCCUGAUGAGGAAGUUGCUGAUGAAUAUUGGCGGAAUCAUCUUGCUCGUAACGAUUCUGUUAUUGUUGAUGUCUGUCAAGGCCAGUACAGGUCAACACUAGUUUGUCCGGUUUGCAGAAAAGUGUCCGUCACCUUUGAUCCAUUCAUGUAUCUAUCACUACCCUUGCCUUCAACAACAAUGCGAACUAUGACAUUGACAGUUAUAACUACUGAUGGGAGUGCCUUGCCUUCUCCUGUUACUGUUUCUGUGCUCAAGUCUGGGAAGCUUGAAGACCUUAUAAGAGCCUUAGGAGUUGCUUGUUCACUAGGGCCUGAUGAGGAACUCUUGGUGGCAGAGGUAUACAAUAAUCGAAUUAUACGCUAUCUGGAGGAGCCAUCUGACUCUCUAUCCUUGAUCAGAGACGAUGAUCGAUUAGUUGUCUAUCGGUUACUAAAGGAUGUAGAGAAUAACCCAGCAGUUGUUUUCAUGCAUCAGCAGGCAGAAGAUGGUGUUUUUGUUUCUGAGGUGGUGGUAAAGCUUAAACUCUUCGCUAUUAAAUACAUGAAUUAUAACGCCACGAAGUUGACAUCAAGCUGGAAAGCUUUUGGAAUUCCUCUUAUAGCAUGUUCAAAAAUUGUUAAUGGGCUUGAUGUUCGUGAUUUGUACUUAAAACUUAUUAAAGCAUCAAUGGUACCUAGUGAAGACCCUGUAGGUGAUGAUGGUAUUAUUGAUAAGACAAACAAUCAACUCUCAGCCAUCGAAAAACCAAUGGAUAUAGAUACGGUUACAACUUCAUGUUCUGAGGAAGGUGCACAUUGUGCUAAUCGAGAUGACUCUGACGACAAUUUGGAGUUUUACUUAACAAAUGAGAAGGGAACAGAUAGAGAAACAAGGAUUGCAAUGGAUGAGCCCAUAAAAGUUACAGCUCUCUCUGGGCGGUUAAGUGUGCUUGUAUGUUGGCCAGGUAGUAUGGUUAACCUGUACAAGACUUCUAAUCUUCCUAGCUCAAUACCACAAGUCUUCAAGCCAGAUUUUCUCUCAAAGAGACCUCAAGAGACUGUUUCUUUAUAUAAAUGUCUCGAGGCAUUCUUGAAGGAGGAGCCUCUUGGUCCUGAUGACAUGUGGUACUGUCCAAACUGCAAGGAACAUCGGCAAGCUAGCAAAAAACUAGAUCUUUGGAGAUUGCCAGAGGUUUUGGUUAUUCAUUUAAAGAGGUUUUCAUACAGCCGGUUCUUAAAAAACAAGCUGGAGACGUUUGUAGAUUUCCCGGUGCACGACUUUGAUCUGUCGACAUACAUGACCCACAGGAAUGAUGACCAGUUAUCAAACCGCUAUAUGCUUUAUGCUAUUAGUAAUCACUAUGGAAGCAUGGGUGGUGGUCAUUAUACUGCAUUUGUUAAUCAUGGUGGUGAUCAAUGGUAUGACUUUGACGAUAGCCAUGUUUCUCCAGUUGGUGAAGACAGGAUAAAGACUUCAGCUGCUUAUGUUCUUUUCUACAGAAGGAUUAUGGACAGCUAAAACAACGUUCACUUUCUGGUCAAUUUUAGAACAUUACAAUUUGAUCAUAGGUAGGGCAUUCAUUUCACAAGACUGAUCUUUUUUAGGAUGAACUAACAGAAGGAAGAUUUUGCUCUGACAUUGUUCAAUACUCAGAUUUAAAACAAAACAAAAAACAUGGAUUGAUACCAAAAGGGGGACAAUUCCGAAUUUGAUCAAAGGAAAACUCCUUGUUUAAUUUGCUGAUUUUGUUCCCAAUUCUUCAUUGCAUUUGUGACAUUACUUGUUCCAUUUGUCUCCAAAAUACUGUAAUAUCCAUUUUUCAGUUGA